Loa loa (African eye worm) is the source of this 1002-nucleotide messenger RNA. RefSeq lists its product as hypothetical. Bases 1 to 1002 code for a protein of 333 amino acids. The record is from RefSeq and is a predicted model, not a curated record. The transcript is spliced from 12 exons. Lineage: Eukaryota; Metazoa; Nematoda; Chromadorea; Rhabditida; Onchocercidae.
AUGUUGAAGGUUGAAGUGGUAGCAUUGUUUGUUAAAUUGGACGAACAAGAAUUAAUGAGCAUGUUUAAGUCGCGACGUACAGAAAUCGGAUUGGAAAACAUCGAAAGCAAUCCGGACCGACUUAAUUCUAUCUUCGACAUUGUGAAUCAUUCAACGGCUUAUCAGCAAGGAUCAUAUUUCAUAAAAGAAAUGGAAAUGCUUGAACAGCAAAUUGGAACUGGUAAUAAAAUAGUACCUUGUGAUUUAUCAUAUCAGUUGACGUUUCACAAUGAAGAACAAAGAACGUUUAUGGAAAAAAAAGUAGAGCAGAAACACAAAUGUACUGCUAGUGCUUGGAAUGUGGAUGAAUCUAUGGAGCAGAUAAUGAAAGAGCAAAUACAAGAAUGGAGUCCUGCUACUGAAAAUACCUGUACAUAUGCAAUCACUAAGAUUGAUGAUUAUUGCUACAGUGGCGGUCGAAACAUUCGAAGCACUUCAGAGUCUGCAGAACCUCGUCCAUCAGUGAAUGUCGAUUGCAACCACUUAUACAUGUUCACAAAAUGUUCCGUUCUUCCAAUGCGUAUAGAACAUGAAAGUGGUACUGUUAAAGCUCAAUCUUAUUCAUCAAAAGAGGAAGCUUGUAGCGAACGUUCUGUUUUCUUUCCUGAUAUUUUUUCUACAAAAUAUUUGGAUUUGAUAUUUAGCAAUCAAGUUUUCACCAGAAACAAUGCUGGAACAUGCACAAAUGAGUUGUGUAAAGUAAAUCGUCGUAAUCAGAGACAGGUCCCAUCUCCACCUUGGCAACAGUUUCUCCAUCGUGUUCGUGGUAGAUUCAUUGCAGAUACGAGAAGGCUGAUGAAGCUUCAAGAAACUGUUGAACCUAACAACGUCCAUGAUUGUGACUUUUUUAAGAAAGAAAUUCCAAAACGAAAGUGCAGAAUAGAAAUUUUUGAUGAAAUACAUACGAAACAUAUGCAAAUGCUGGAAAAAUCACCGCAUGCCACAAAGUUGAUUACGGAGUGA